Postia placenta MAD-698-R-SB12 is the source of this 225-nucleotide messenger RNA. RefSeq lists its product as hypothetical. NCBI's taxonomy places the organism in Eukaryota, Fungi, Basidiomycota, Agaricomycetes, Polyporales, Adustoporiaceae. The record is from RefSeq and is a predicted model, not a curated record. The transcript has a single exon. The annotation marks the transcript as partial.
CGUCUGGUCCUGCCAAAGGACGACUUUGGGUUAUCGAACAUGAUGGCUAUCAUUGAGCUCAAAGCCUCGCAGCAACAGAAAGCGGCCCCUCCACCGCAGGAUCCGGUGGACGAGCUUCUGUUCGGCAAACAGAUCGAUUUGAACAGCCUUCAUCCUCAGGUUAGGGAUAUUUAUGCCAGCACAUUCAAACAACUGAAUGAGAUGGAUGAGGUAUGUCAAAGCCAA